GCAGCAACUGUCAGAAAAACAGAAAAGGACACCAGACGGGAGUUGUGAUGGCUGUGGAAACAUGGGAUAGAGUGGCAGCUCGGUGAGAAAAAAUGUGUGGAGUCAAACGUCUCGCCUGGCUCGUGCCGUAACAUCAAGACGAAAAUCUUAAAUCUGAUUAACUUCUUUAAUAACACUGAUUUUCUUUGACUGAUACUGGAGUUGGAGGAGAGCUGGAGUUCCUCCUGCAACCUCUGGCCUGCACAUCUGUCUCUUUUUCUUUCUUACUCGCUGGAAGUGAUUAAAUCUCAGCACUUCAUCUUUUUCCACUCCACUGUCCUCUGACCUCUGACCUCCGCUUAUCGACAGUUCUCCUUCCUAAAACCCUCCCUCCAUCUCUCCACCCGAUCUCUUUUCAGAUUCCUCCCUGACCUUUGUUCCACUUCUCAAACAUCCCUAAUACCCUUUCGCCGCUUUCUCUCUUUUCUCCUUUCUACCAUCCUCCAUGAAUCAAUCUUAAUUAACAUAACAACCCUCCACACAGACCACGUCAUCAACUCACUGGACUUCAUCUUGACUUGUCAUUGUGGUGUCACGGAAAACCCCUCGCUCCUCUGAUCCUCAUCCUGAUUGGUCAACAGAACCUGUCCGGCUUCUGCAGCCAUUUUUGAACCAACCUCAAAGUCGAGCCGAAGCACACUCUUUGGUCAUAAUUCUGUCUCGUUUCUCACUGGGUUUCGUCGAGUCGAGAAGCAACAAUGCUGGAGAACAUGUCCAGACGUAACCGCUCCCUGCUGUCGCUUUCCCUCACCUCAUUGGCCCUCACCCUGUCCGUCUCUGCUUUCUGCACCUCCUAUUGGUGUGAGGGAACACACAAGGUGGUGAAGCCUCUCUGCCUGUCACCUGUCAAGCUGAAAAACUGCGGGCAGAACAACAGCCAGGCGUACACCACAGAGGCCCCCACACCGGACCCGAGGAACCCAGCCUCCAACGUGACACUCUCUCCGCUGCAGAAGGAGGAGCUGGCCAGGAUAAAGAGGAAGCAGAUGGCCAAUGCCGUCCAUUACAUCUGGGAGACGGGCGAGGACAAGUACAUGUUGCGCUACUUCCACACCGGCUUCUGGCUCUCAUGUGAGAAGCACAAUGAAGGUGAAGAUCAGGAAGAAAAGUGUCGCAGCUUCAUUGAGCUGACGCCAGGAGAGACACAAGGUGUCCUCUGGCUUUCAGUCAUCAGUGAGUUCAUGUACAUCGGCCUUCUGGCCAUGGGCUUCCUGCUGAUGUGUGUGGAAGUGAUUUGCCUCUGUGCCAAGAGGGAGAUGAACGCUCUCAAGAUCAAUGCCUUCGCCGCCAUGUGCACUGUCCUCUCAGGUAUGAUGGGGAUGGUAGCACACAUGAUGUACACCACAGUGUUUCAGAUGACUGUGAGCAUCGGGCCCAAAGACUGGAGGCCGCAGACCUGGGACUACGGAUGGUCUUUUGCCAUGGCUUGGCUGUCGUUCAGCUGUUGCAUGGCGGCCGCUGUGGCCACACUCAACUCAUACACCAAGACCCUCAUCGAGAUGAAGCACCGGGCCAGGGUGAGGAUGGAGGAGCUUCGUGCUGCCGCCCGCGCCCCCUCCUACGAGGAGGUCGUUCGAGCCGGCGGUGGAGGGGUUUACUCCGUCAGUCAGCUGAUUCAGCUCGGCCAGCAGGGGGCGCUCAUGGACCCUCUGUGGCCCAGAGGAGUGGGACCAGCUGUCGGACCUCUGGCGUGUGGCGCUGGGGGAGCGCUGCUUGUUGGUGGAGGAGGAAUUGGAGUUGGAGGGGUGGGAGCUGUUGGGAUGGGAAUGGGAGGAAUUGGAGUGGGAGGAAUGGGAGCAGUUGGAGGAGUUGGAGGAAUGGGAACAGUUGGAGGAGUUGGAGGAAUGGGAGCAGUUGGAGGAGUUGGCGUUGGAGGAAAUGGAGUUGGAAUGGGAGGGAAGGUUGGAGGAGUGGGAGGAAAUGCUGGAGGAGUGGGAGGAGCUGGAGUGGGAGGGGGAAGGCUGGUGGACCAUCACGGUAUGGUGGUAGUGGAGGGAUGCUGCGUUGAAGGAUGUGAAGACUGUGAACGAGAGAUGGACGAGAUAGAUUACGCUCUGCAGGAGGAGAGAGAGGACUCGCUCUGCUAAGACAUUGGGGGGCAGAGGACUGUGACAAACAUCUUGUCAGGAUUAGCUCUACACAUUAUAUUCUAUUGAAACUACAUUCAGAGACUACAAGACUUUCUGUAUAUAUGUUGUUCCAAAUGACAAUUGUAACAUGGUGCAUUUCUUUUUCCAAGUUUGCAGCAGUUUUUUACCAAUGAAUGCAAGUCUCAUAUUCCUUUACUCCUUUUAGCUCUGGUUUUGUCUCCAUCAACAGAAGAAACUUAGUCUUUCUGCAGAAGAACCAAAACAAUUGGCUAAAAGAGGGUAAACGCUACAUAGAGUUUGGUGUUGAUUUUCAUUAGGUUCAGCAGGUCACUAGUAGCAACCCAUUUCUACUAAUGCCUUUGCUGGUAAUGUUGUCAGUGUUGAAAAAUAUCGCUUAGCUUUAAAAGGUAUACUUCUGGAUUUUUUUAUGCAAUAGCGCACUCAAACCCUACCGUUUUCACCCAGCUGCACUGUUGAUGUUUUGCAACUCAUUUCAUAAUUUCCUAAUUCCUCAUUUUUUUAGCAUGUUGGAACAACAGGAAGACCAAACCACGUAUGUGCAAAAAGUGUAUAAAUGUUAGUAAAAAAACUAUCGCCUCUUUUGUGUAGUUUUAAUUGUAAAAUAUUUUUAAAUAUGUUAAGAGAACCAGAAGGAAAUAAUGUGAGGCCAUAGUAAUAGAAGCCUGUGUCUACUAUAAUAUAAUCCUGUUAAUACUUGUAUCGGUACAUUUAGAGGUAAUUUUUUUUAUCACGUCUAAGACUUGCUGUUCUAUAUGUUUCAUAAGAAAUUUGCAAACAGCUAUUUCAGGCUGGAAGUACACAGAACAUCAGAGAAUAAAACAACAGAAAGUGGUUUUGUGGCGCUAUGCAAUGACAAUUAUCUUUUGUUUUUCCAGGAUUGUCUUACAAUGUCAAAUUUUGCUACAAACAGAUCAAUAUUACUAGAAAUAGAAAAACAAACUUCAGUUUUCUUUCCUCAUGUAAAUCCAGCCUUACAGUGACUUCUUCAGGGAUUGCAUGUAAAUUUAUGGCUCAUGAGAUGUAUGAGAGAUUGUAUUCAAAUGGAAAUUUAAAAUGUUAUUUACAUUUUGUCCUUAAUCUAUGUUUGCAUGAAUGGAUAAAAUCCCCUCCAGUAAGGUGAUAAAUAAAAACAAACCACAUUGUC
Siniperca chuatsi (mandarin fish) is the source of this 3294-nucleotide messenger RNA. Its product is annotated as germ cell-specific gene 1-like protein. Bases 738 to 2126 code for a protein of 462 amino acids. Lineage: Eukaryota; Metazoa; Chordata; Actinopteri; Centrarchiformes; Sinipercidae. The transcript is spliced from 7 exons. Gene Ontology annotation, cellular component: plasma membrane. The record is from RefSeq and is a predicted model, not a curated record.